ACACGCACAGAGACCAGCAUGGAUACAGUGGUCGGAUUCGCUCUGUUCUUAUGUUUAAUCGGUCGUUUGGUUAAUGAUUUUAUAUCGACCGAGAUCCGACUCAUCAGAAAGAGAAGAUUAAGAAUCAGAGACUUGAUUUUGAAUUUGACAAACAGCAGAUUACGGCGCCAAAGACGAAGACAAAGACAGAUGCAGCUGUAUUAUCAGUUACGUCGGAGGCCACCCUCUGUUUGGGUCCAUCAAAGAGCAAACGAUUGGUGGACUGUUGUAGUUCCCAACUUUACAGAUGAGCAAUGGAGCCAGCAUUUCAGAAUGUCCGAAGACACAUUUCUGUAUCUUUGCCACAGGUUGCGAACAACGAUGGAGAAGCGGGACACCAACUUCCGUCUCUGUGUUCCGAUCAAAAAACGUGUAGCCAUAGCACUAUGGAAGCUGACCACCAACAGUGAGUUAAGACUUGUUUCACAUUUGUUUGCCGUUGGCGUUACUACGGUGUGGCGAUGCGUUCGGGAAUUCUGCACAGCAGUAAAUGAGGUACUCUUGCCAGAACUGAUACCGUUUCCAAAUGAUGACAAGCUUACGGAAAUGGCAUUGAUCUUCGAGCAGAGAUAUGGACUUCCACAGUGUGUUGGGAUUGUCGCCGGAUCACAUAUCCCGAACGUCCCCACUGAGUACCAUGCUGAGUAUUUUAACCACAUGGGCUGGCAUUCUAUCAUACUGCAAGGAGUUGUGGAUGGAAACGGGCUCUUCUGGCAUGUAUUUGCAGGAAGCCCUGGCAGUAUGCAUGAUGCUACAGUUCUACAUGUGUCAGGGCUGUGGGAUCUCAUAGGACAAGGACUAUUUCCUAACCACACCAAAAAUGUUGCCGGCCUUGAUGUUGGCUACUACCUUCUAGGUAAUGCUGCAUUUCCGUUGCAAAGCUGGCUCAUAAAACCUUUCCCAGACACUGGGCAGCUGACAGAUGAACAGAGGAUGUACAACCAGAAAAUCAUCCAAGCAAGCGGUGUGGCCGAAAAGGCAUUUAGUCGGCUGAAGGGACGAUGGAGAUGCCUCCUUAAACGCAACGACAGCCAUAUAGACCUUGUGAAAACUAUGGUGCUCACCUGUUGUGUCCUCCACAACUUAUGUGAAGCACAUUGUGAACAUUACAGCGAGGAAUGGGACCCUCCUGCUGCAGGAGAGCAGAUUUUAGUAGAAUUGCCACCGGAGGAAGACGCUGAAGGUGCAGCUGUGGGUGUGCGAGAUGCCCUGGUGCAUUAUAUAAACACAGACAAUUGUACGACUCUGGAUUUAAAUCUAUUAUAA
Clarias gariepinus (North African catfish) is the source of this 1305-nucleotide messenger RNA. RefSeq lists its product as uncharacterized. The coding region runs from base 19 to 1305 and encodes 428 amino acids. Lineage: Eukaryota; Metazoa; Chordata; Actinopteri; Siluriformes; Clariidae. The record is from RefSeq and is a predicted model, not a curated record. The transcript has 2 exons.